Molecule: messenger RNA, 1533 nt
Organism: Lithohypha guttulata
Lineage: Eukaryota; Fungi; Ascomycota; Eurotiomycetes; Chaetothyriales; Trichomeriaceae
Exons: 3
Coding region: 1-1533 (510 amino acids)
Cellular component (GO): membrane
Source: RefSeq, a predicted model, not a curated record
AUGCCUUCACGUAGUGAGGCUGCGAAGUCACAGGAGCAUAGCCCAGAAGGUGCAAAUGGCUCCAGAACUUCCUCCGGUACCUUGAACGAACAGAGAGAGAACCACGAAGAGAAUGAUCGGAGCAAGCAAGAAGAUGAUCAAGGUCAGGAAGAGAAAGGACAAUCAGGACCACCGCCCCCAGUCGGCUUCUUCGACAAGAGACUUCACGCGACAAGAAUCGAUGUGGCGAAGAAAUAUGUGUUGACGACAAUAAUACUGAUGGUCUUUAUCCUUUGCGUCCUCUCCCUCUAUUGGGCAGUGCUAUUCCGUGUCGAAGAGAACAUGUCCGCACUCACAGCUAUAGUGGUCGACUUCGAUGGUCAAUCGGCUCCUUAUCAGAACGUGCAGCCAAUAGUUGGACCAGCUCUUACACAAGCUGCUAGGCAGACUAGAAUGCCAACAGGGACCAUCGGAUGGGAAGUGAUGAACCCAGCUAGGUUCAAUUUCGACCCGAUUGCUGUGCGCCAGUACAUAUAUGAUGAGCAUGCUUGGGUCGCAGUGAUAAUCAACAACAACGCUACAGCACUCCUUCGGGCCGCUGUACAGACAGGCAACGUCUCAUACGAUCCGCUUGGUGCGGCUCAGAUCGUCUACGUACAGGCCAGAGACGAAACGACAUAUGCCAACUAUAUCCUCCCGCAGGUCCAGCAAUUCCAGACAAUGGUCACGACUAUGGUUGGUAGCCAGUGGACUUCUCAGGUGCUCGGCGACGCCUCUCUCAACCCAGCGACUUACAGUACUGUUCCUCAAGCACUGUCACCUGCGAUCGGUUUCUCCACGUUCAACCUCCGACCAUUUUUGCCGACUACUGCGACGCCAGCAGUCACGAUUGGCCUGAUCUAUCUCAUCAUUCUAGCAUUCUUCAGUUUCGGCUUUUACCUGCCGAUUUAUUCGCAAUUUGUCAUUCCGAAGGGUCAUCCACCCAUGCAUUUCUGGGAGUUGAUGCUCUGGAGACUGGGGAUGGUCAUACUCACAUAUUUCUUCCUCAGCUUGGCAUAUUCGCUCGUCUCUCUGUCGUUUCAGAUUCCAUUCUCGAACACCUUUCCACACAACGACGUCACAGUUGCGAAUAUUCCAAAUGCAUACGGCAAAGGUACAUUCGUGGUAUACUGGAUGCUCAACUGGACGGGCAUGGCAGCCCUCGGUCUCGCUUCCGAGAACGUAACUAUGCUAAUAGGACAACCGUGGACAGCCCUCUGGCUCAUCUUCUGGGUCAUCACUAACGUCAGCACAUCCUUUUACGCCAUCCCCCUCGAGCCCGGCUUCUUCAAAUGGGGCUACGCCUGGCCCCUCCACAACAUCGUCGAAGCUUCCCGGACCAUUCUCUUCGACACUCACAGCAGAAUCGGCUUGAAUUUUGGAGUUCUGUUUGCCUGGGUCGGGAUUAAUAUUAUUGUCUUUUUCCCGGCUGCGGUGUUCUUUAGGUGGAAGAAUACCAAGGAGCAGAUGAAGCAGGUGCCGAGGAGUAAUUUGCAAUGGUUGCUGGAUGGGUAG